AGGAAAUUAUGACAAAUUUGAAGUGAGAGAAAUUAAAUAUGUUUUUAACACUGCAAGUCUCAAUUUAUCUUUUAACUGGUUUUAGGAGUUCACACCUACAUACAGUUUCAGAUUUGCAAACACAGUUGACAUUCUUAGGGUAAGAACUGCCACAUUAUGGCAGGAAAUUAUCGAUGUCAAAUAAUGAAUUCAUUUUGCCUAUUAUAAUGACAAAAGUAAUAUAGAUACGGAACAUCUGGCGCAUAGAAACAACGUUUUCACGUCUAAAUUGACAAAUGUAAGAGAUAUUUAAAACGAUUCAGAAGCACAUAUUGGGAAUUAACGCGUCUGGACUUUUGGCAACAAAUAGCCUCCAUAAAAAAGUACGCAAAUGGUCAAACGUGUCUGAUCUCACCAAAACAAAACUGAUAUUGAUGCAAAAGUGAAGAAGAAAAAAAAGUUUUGACUUUCAACAUUAACAUUUUCUUUGGAAAAAUAUCAAUUUUUGACGGAAUACUCGGAUAACGGAUUGCUAUAGUUCUUAUAAAAAUGACACGUGUGAAAGGAAUACAUGCUUUAUUGGCGAUUUGUGGAGCAAGUUUAGUCCUCAUUAUCUGUAAAUACGAAUUCGUCAACAAACAAUCAGCUCUUCUUAUUAUGCCAACAAAAGAACCAAAAAAGAACUCCGUCUCGACACUCACAAAACUAGAUUUCAAUAGUACGAAUAUGAUGCUACAUUUUGCAUCCCAAGCAAAGAGAUACUUUGUUGAAAUUGCUCAAGAUAUGAAAACCACGUCUAUGCAGAACUACAUGAAUAGUACUUUGUCGGACGUAAGCGCCUUAUUGGAAGAAAGGAUCGGUUGCCGAUUAACGAGGCAAUUCAAAAGGAACUAAUACAAAGGUAUCGCGACAAAGGAUUUGGCCAUUUUGCCGAGUUUGUUCUCAAAAGAUGUGAAGGUUUGAAGGAACUGUCUGCAAACGAUUCUGGGAUAAUGGAAACGUUAUCAAAUGUGUGCAAGAAGCUUCUUAAACUGCAGACUGAACUCGCAAGGGCGAUCCUAGAAGAACAAAUCAGACAUCAGACGGGUAACGAAUGGAGAAUAAAGAUGUCACGUGAGCUGCAGAGUGAGGUCCAAUAUCAUCUGAAUCAAUAUAAGGAAUCUCCCCAAUGUAACUCAUCUAGAAUUUUGACGUGUCUGCAUGUGUUCUGGACACCUAUAGGAAGUUUUAUACACAGAACCCUUAGUUGUUUGGUAGCUGCUCUUUCCUCACAGAGAGCAUUGGUCAUGGAUGCAAAGGACCCUACAUUUAUUCCGACGAAUUGGGGAAGUUAUAUGAAUUUAAAACAUAGGCAUCAUUGGCCUUGUUCGAUAUCAAAUUCAAUGAAUAUAAACAAUGAGAAAGACCUUGCAAAGUAUUCUUCAUUUGAAGAACUGACGAUGCCCGCAUCUGGAAAUUCAAUUACGAAUCCAACGGAAAUUCCAAAUCAUUUGGCCAAGAAAUUGUUUUCCUUCAACAAACAUCCGUCAGCUUGGUGGAUAGGAGUAAUGGCUGAAUACGUCAUGCUGGGGAAAGAUAAACUUUCGAGAAUAUUUCAGGACGCAAUUCAGACAAUGUCGUUCACAUCCCCAGUUGUCGGGGUGCACGUAAGAAGAACGGACAAGAUUGGUCCAGAGGCGAGGUUCCAUGCAUUAGAAGAGUACAUGAUCAAUGUGGCUGAUUGGUACAAUGCAUACGAGGCAGUUCACGGCCAUGUUGAGCGCAAGGUGUAUUUGGCGUCGGACAACGUCGAAGUUAUUUUCGAAGCCGAGCAAAAAUACCCAGAGUAUGUGUUUAUGUUCAACAAAACCACAACAAAGCAAUCCACGAAUGUUAAAACUCGAACGUCAAAAUUGGCAAUGGAUGCAAUUGUUCGCGACACUGUUUUGUUGUCAAGAUGCGACUUUCUCGUGUGUACCAUGAGUUCUAAUAUAUGUCGAUUGGCGUACGAACUCAUGCACGUACAAACAGGGGAUGCUUUCGACAGAGCAGUUUCCGUAGAUGUGGACUGGUUUUAUUAUUUACACUUAUCAAGAAUAUAUACUGCUAUGAUGCCCCAUAGUUAUCCAGUGCAUAUGGAAAUAAGUUUUAAGGUCGGUGACGUCAUCAUAACAAACACCUUCAAGCAGAGUCAAGUUCAAGAAAAGGGGUUUAUUAUAGGAAAGAAUAGAAGAACCGGACAGACGGGAUUAGUGCCAAAAUAUAAAAUUGUUGAAGUCUUUAUACAAAAACAAUACACGCAUCAAUAAAUGUUACCAUGGAGAUUUUCAAUGUUGGAUGUUAAAAGUUAAAUCACUGACUUUUCGUUUCGUUCCCGUGCUUACCUUUGCUCACAACGUGGAUAAUAUUCAACAAAAUUAAUAUGACAAAGACUUGUGUUUUCUUGUAUAUUUAUUUAUCUAAUUGAAUUUACUAAUCAUCGAUCCGUUUACAAAAGAAGCAAUGACUUAUUCCGGACAGGGACAAAAAGACCUCGCUUGAAAAUACAAAAGUGUGUGAAGUCGAUAUCAAAAUCACAAUGUUAAAUAUUACAUUUUUAUCAAGACAAUGAUUACAAGUAUUUUAAUUAAAAUGAAAUAUCUUAUUUGUUUAAUAUUUUAAAGCUGCACUCUCACAGAUUUACCAUUCUUACAACUUUUUUUUAUUUUUUUUUGUAUUGAAAAAAGCACAUUUUUGCGAAUAUAUCAGCAAACUAAUGAUACAAGAUUGCAGAAAACAAUCAGAUUGUAGAUUAUUAUAUUUCCGUUCGAAAAUUAAUGUUUUAUAGCUUUAACCGUAACUAACGGUUUAAGAAAAAUGCAUAAAACAUAUUUUUUUUAACCUAAAUAUAAAAAUCUCCGAUCUGAUUUUCAAUAUAGCAUUACCAUGUUAAUGUAUAACCAUGCAUGUAAAUUUGUUACAAUUUAAAUGAAUAUGUUCUGUAUAGGAGAAAAUAUUCUGAGUUGGGUUUAGUUGACACGUGUACGCGUUUUAUGCUGUUUAACAAUACAUCAUUGGCUUGAUCCCAAUAACGCUUUCACUGGCACCGGAGUUUCAAACUCAAUUAUGUUUUAAAUAAAAAAAUCUUAUAAUUUUAACCACAAAAAUUACAAUGCCAGA
Messenger RNA from Mya arenaria, 3117 nucleotides. RefSeq names its product alpha-(1,6)-fucosyltransferase-like. NCBI's taxonomy places the organism in Eukaryota, Metazoa, Mollusca, Bivalvia, Myida, Myidae. Gene Ontology annotation, molecular function: alpha-(1->6)-fucosyltransferase activity; protein binding. Bases 972 to 2267 code for a protein of 431 amino acids. Gene Ontology annotation, biological process: protein N-linked glycosylation. The transcript has 11 exons. The record is from RefSeq and is a predicted model, not a curated record.